GCGCUUCCUGUCUGUCAUACACACAUGAUGGACAGCAGCGCGUCGUCUACUCUUUUUCGCUAAAUAAACCAGCGUCAGCGGCGACAAGAAGUAUGCUGGACAAGAAAGUCAACUCAGGAUGAGUUUCAAUUUAGCAUCGUGACCUGCCGUAGUGAAGACGGGCUUGCUGGGAGUUGAGCGAGCGAGUCAGUCAGGCAUCUAGCCGAGGCACUGCGCGAGAGAGGGGCGAGUGCCAGGCAGCCAAAUAGACAGAGAGGCUCCUCAGUAUCGAUUGAAAAGAAAAUGGCGGAGUUUUCCCCGGUGCUGCCGCUACGGGAUGGAGGUGCUCGGUGCGGGCAGCCCGUUUUCCCCCGGUCUCGGUCGGGCUCAGGUUCGGAGGAGUCCGAAACGGAGUUAUCACAAAGCUUGGCCCGGACUAAGACCCGCUCUUACGGCAGCACGGCCAGCGUGACGGCACCGCUGGCGGAGAAGUACAUCGAGCACCGCGUCAGCGCCAGCGACACAUUGCAGGGCAUCGCACUGAAAUACGGAGUGACGAUGGAGCAAAUUAAAAGGGCCAACAAACUUUUUAGCAAUGAUUGCAUGUUUUUAAGGAAGAGUCUUCAUAUUCCUGUCAUUUCGGAGAAGUGCUCUCUGUUCAAUGGACUGAAUUCACUGGAGUCUCCAGAAAGCGAAGGAAGUGAGUGCUGUGCUGCUAACGACAGAGGGCUUACCGCGAUGGCAGAAGAGGGUGAUACUUCCUCUGCUUCCCCGAGUCCUCAGGAACCUGACAGUCGACCCACUGAACCCGAGGAACUGUCAGCCAAAGAUUAUUUACACAGACUGGACUUGCAGAUUAAGUUAUCAAAGCAGGCAGCAAAGAGGCUGAAAGAGGAAGAUGUCAGACUACAAGAAGAAGAAGGUUCAUACGAGUCUUCAUCCUACCACAGUAGUCAUUAACUAAAAGCCAUCAGAGGACCUUGACAGGACUUUUUUUUUUUUUUUUUGGUUUAAAGUUAACCCGUUCAGGACUAUGGACGACUAUUUAUUUAUUCUUAUUUUUUUUUUGCUUUUACCAAACUCGGUAAAGUGUACGUUUGCACUGAAACUAAAAUUUUAUUGUC
This is a messenger RNA of Erpetoichthys calabaricus (reedfish), 1103 nucleotides long. RefSeq names its product LysM, putative peptidoglycan-binding, domain containing 2 (gene lysmd2). The coding region runs from base 283 to 939 and encodes 218 amino acids. The record is from RefSeq and is a predicted model, not a curated record. The transcript has 3 exons. NCBI's taxonomy places the organism in Eukaryota, Metazoa, Chordata, Cladistia, Polypteriformes, Polypteridae.